This is a messenger RNA of Linum tenue, 327 nucleotides long. NCBI's taxonomy places the organism in Eukaryota, Viridiplantae, Streptophyta, Magnoliopsida, Malpighiales, Linaceae. The record is from the annotation of a GenBank genome assembly.
AUGGCCUCUCAGGCAGCCAGAGGCGGUGUUUCGCUCCCGGAGAAGCGUCCUCCCAAGCGUCAACAGCCCGACUCCGACACCAUCCUCGCGAAGCUAACCAACUCCGAGAUCGUCUCCAAGGGCAAGCGAGCCGCGUGCGACACCGCCUAUGUCACCAAGAGACUCCUCCGCAGCACCGGCAAGGCGGCUUGGAUCGCCGGGACCACCUUCUUGAUCUUGGUGGUGCCGUUGAUCAUCGAGAUGGAUAGGGAUCAGCAGCUGACCGAGCUCGAGCUCCAGCAGCAGAGUCUCCUCGGAGCACCGCCGGUUGGUGCGCCUCAGAAGUAG